Benincasa hispida (wax gourd) is the source of this 831-nucleotide messenger RNA. Its product is annotated as agamous-like MADS-box protein AGL61. Gene Ontology annotation, biological process: positive regulation of transcription by RNA polymerase II. The record is from RefSeq and is a predicted model, not a curated record. Gene Ontology annotation, molecular function: protein dimerization activity; RNA polymerase II cis-regulatory region sequence-specific DNA binding; DNA-binding transcription factor activity, RNA polymerase II-specific. Lineage: Eukaryota; Viridiplantae; Streptophyta; Magnoliopsida; Cucurbitales; Cucurbitaceae.
AUGGACUCCGCUGCCCCUAACGCUGCCACCGCCGGCAAAAAGAAGCAAACAAAGGGUCGACAAAAGAUCGAAAUGAAGAAGAUCGUAAACGAAGACGAUCGGCUCAUAACAUUUUCCAAACGGAGGUCAGGCAUCUACAAGAAGGCAAGCGAAUUAGCUACCUUAUGUGGGGCUGAAGUUGGAGUGGUCGUGUUUUCACCUGCAGGAAAACCGUUCUCCUUUGCACAUCCAUGCAUCGAAUCCGUCGCAAACAAAUUUCUAAACAACGACAACAAGAACAACAAAGGGAACAACAACGACAAGGAUGACAACAACAAUGACGACAACAACAACAAUGACAACGACAACCCCGACAACAACAAUAUCAAUGCAACGCACCCGCUCGUGGAGGCUCACCGACGAGUGAGAAUCAACGAGUUGAACCAACAACACAAUCAAAUUCUAAGCCAGCUAGAUGGAGAGAAAGAGAGAGGAAAAACACUUGAGAAUCUGAAAAAGGUAAGGGGAAAUGGGAGAGGUUGGUGGGAAACUCCUACAGAGGAAUUGGGAAUAGAGGAAUUGGAAGAAGUUGAUGCAUCAUUUGGAGAGUUGUAUCAAAAUGUGUGUGAUCAAUUGAAACAAAGAGGAAUUAUUGGACCUUGUUCUUAUAAGCAUUAUGACAACAAUUCCUCUAUGGGGUUUACUAUUAAUGUAGGGGAAGAAACAAUUCCUUUUAACAUUUUGGGAAAUGUUCCUUCUCCUUUUCUUCCUCCUCCUCCUUAUCUUAUUCCUCCUCCUCCUCCUCCUCACUUUGAUUUUGGAGGACAACAUCAACAACAUCAUCAUCCAUGA